CAGACGCUGUGCGUUCUCGUUCUAUACACCUUCACAGUGUCGAGCAGCGUAGUAUACUGUUCUAGGAGGCGUAGGAUACAAUGGACGAGCUCGAUGUCGAGACUUUUCUCAGCAAGCUCAGAACAGCAGAUACUGAGAAGAAGGUGGAUCUGAUACAGGAAUUUACAGAUAGACUCGGGCAGACGGACAUUCUCCCCGAGAGCACCUUUGAUGCACUGACUCUAGCCAUUGCACCCCUUAUUCGGACGUCGUCAAAUCAACUCUUGGCCGUAAUCUUGACCUCGUUCCUGCCGUCGUACAUUCCCCACAUUUCAACAGACACCUCGUCAAGCCAGGUCAAUCUACGAGUCGCUCUCAAUCAAUUCCUCCCUCCCUCUUUGGAGAGACUCAAUGACCCUAAGGAAAGGGUUCACGCACCCGCUGGUGUAUGUGUAGGACUCCUCGGCAAGAAAUGCUAUCAGGCUGAACCUGCUGGUACUGCAUCCACUGCGCCUAUUCCGCUCAAAGGGAAGGAGAAGGAGACCCUAGUGGGAUUCUGGGAGCGUCACGUCAAGGAUAUCAUGGCUGUCAAAGGGAAAGCCUGGCGAGGCAAAGUGGAAGGGAUGAAGGUGAUCUUGGAGUUGAGAGAAGAUAAGGAUAGUGGAUUGCCUUUGAAACCCUGGCUUGGGACGUUGGUCGAUCUCUUGGAAGAUUCGGAUAGUCAUGUGAGGGAUCAAGCGAGAGAGACACUCGUAGGCAUUCUAGCCCCAGCAUCCACACCGCCAGCCGCGAAAUCAGAAGUCAAAAAGCUACUGUCUGCCAAAGGCACGAGAAAGACGAUAGCCGAUGGGAUCUUGGCCCGAAUCUUUGCCACACCUGGAGUGGCUGCUUCCUCAGCACCAGAUCUCGCAGGCGACGAUGCCUCGAGCGCUGGGGGUGGAGGGCGAUCAAGAGCUCCCACACCUCUUGGGGAUGAAGUGGCGGUUGUUCAUAUUGCCAGUGCCAAGGAUAUGGACCAGGAAUGGAGCAAGAUGGCAGUCCAUUUUCAAGGCAAGGAAACGGAACAUAAUUGGGGACCUAGAGAAAAAGCCAUUAUCCGGAUCAGAGGCAUGCUUAGGGGUCAUGCGUAUCAGAACUACCCAGAAGCUUUCCUCCUGGGCUUGAAGACCUCGAUGAUUGAUGGUGUCUCUCGGACACUGCUGAGUCUGCGUACAACUGUCGCUCAACAGUCUUGUGCGGUCAUACAGGAGCUCGCGGAGUAUCUUGGAUCGGCUUUCGACCCCUUCGUUGAGAGUCUCUUGGCUGUUCUCGGCAAGAUGGCCGGCUUUACCAAGAAAAUUAUCGCCGAAAAGUCACAGCGUGCACUGACAUCCAUCAUAACCUAUACGACAUGUCGACCACACAUCUUCAUAUCCCACAUCACGGCUGGGCUUGGCGAGAAGAAUGUCCAAACGAGACAAUACUGCAUUGCACAUCUCAAAACAUUCCUCGAUACGCAUGCGAGCCGAUCGAAAGUCCUGAUCGACACCACGCCUGGCUCCUUAGGUCAACUCGAGGAUGACGUGAAGAGAGCUUUGGCAGAUACAACUCCCCAAGCCAGAGAAAUUGCACGAUCUGCAUUCUGGAGCUUCGAGGUCCUCUGGCCAGCCAAAGGCGCGGAAAUCAUGAGCAAGCUGGAUCCUAUGGCUCGCAAACAAUUGGAAAAGGCGGAUCCAAAAUCGUCUGAAGGCGUCAAAAGUCGUGUUGUUGCGAGUGUCAAAGGUCCCGCGAAGCGCCCAUCAGUCAUCGCUCAAUUACUUGCAGAAAAGAGGAAAGAGAAGGCGGCAGAGGCGACUGCGAGCAGACAGGAAACGCCCCGGACAGUCUCUUCACCUGCCGGCGUAGGCUUCUCGCGCUCGGUUUCGGAUCAACAACUCUCGUCGGGAUCACCUUCCCCAGUCUCACGGCCACCUGUCGAUCGAACAAUAACUUCUCCGCCGAGGGCCAUGCCUGCUGCGGCGGCCAGUGUGAACGGCGGAUCGCCUUCGGGCAGUCGUCUACCUCGAGCUAUUGGCUCGCCAAAAUCUCCACCGAGGCACUCCAUCCAUCCUCGAUCGCCGUCACUCAGUCACCUCCCAUCGAGCCCGAUAUCACCUGCAUACCCUCAUUCCCCACUACGGACUCGGAGCACUGUCGAGUCCGGCAUGAGAUCACCGGGCUCAAGCAGCGCUACAUCGGCCACGGGCACUCAUACACUGAAAACGCCAGUAUUGGCACGAGCGCCGUUGCCAGCCUUUGGCGAUAUUCAGAACGGUUCGAACGCCAUUGGAUCCAGUCCGAGUCACAUGAAGACUCCGGGCAUCGAUGGCUUGCCGCCUGACACUCCUGGCAUCGACCCAGAGCUUCAAGCGCAGGCCGAUCAAGCUGUACAAGCUGCGCAAAAGUUGUUGGAUCUCGACGACAGCGAUCUAACGCCGGCCUCGAAACUCCCCGUGACGCCAGCCAGACCUCCCGACACUCACACGAACGGUCAUUACACCCAAUUCCGAACGCCCGCCACGGUGUUCUUGAAUGGUCAGCCGAGAUCUGGACCAGCAGUAUGGGAAGACUCCCCUCGACCUGAAAGUGUUACACCGCAAAUGUUGAGCAAGCUACGAGAGAGGAAACAUGAGCAGUCUUGGUGGUUGAGGCAGAAAGUUUUGAUGGAUCAGGCGUCGCCAUUACGGGAAAUGGGCACUCCUUCCAAUAUGGUUGUUCACCGUUCAGCCGAUGCGUUGACAAGUGGACCGGACGCCGUGACCAUGUUGGAUCUCCAGAAAUUGUGCCUCUUUGCGAAAGACCACCCUGUUCAAAAGACUCCAGACGAAGAUGAUCGUCAAGAGGCUCUAUGGGUAUGGGAUGGAGGGGCAUUGUUUGACACGAUCGCCGAUGGUUUGCUGGCAAUACUGGACCCUUCUGUCGAUCUGAAAAUUCUCGAACAGGCCUUGGUGUUGCUCUGGGAGCUGGUCCAGAAUCAGUGGACCCUAUUUGAAUCGAGAGAGAUGUCUCUUUUGGACGCCUUGUUCCGCUUGCGCGGGCACAGAAACAACACGGUCCUCGAAUCGACAAAUUCGUUGAUUUCUCUCUUGGUGGAGAUCAGUGACCCCAUCUACUUUUUGUCCAUUCUCAGGGGUUCAUACGAUCGAUUCAUCGCUCAACAUCCUUCGCCAGAGGAGCGCUCGAGGUCGAACGGUAAGGGGAAUGGGUCUGCAGUGCACGAUGUAAAGACUGCCUCACAUGCGAGAAGUUCUGGGGAGCUUUUCGGCUUGACAGCCUUUGGGAUGUGUUUCAAGUACUUGCCUCGGGAAGCGGCGCGGAUCGAAGGUGCCAAGUUGGCACCUGUUGUUAUGCAGGGUCUCGCCUCGAAAACGAUCACUACUCGCCAAGCUGCCAACACGAUCAUCUUGGCUAUCCAAGCUGUGCUCGUCGACGCUCAAGCCACAGUCGCUUUAUUCCCUGAACUUGAUGAUGUUCAAAAGGAUCUCGUCUUUUAUCUGAUGGACAAGAAUGGUGUUCUUGGUAUGGAUCAUUCGUCUGAUCACGAAUCGGCACAGGGUCCCGUUGAAGAUGGCAAAGAGGCUCUGGAUGGCAAGCUGGUUGAAUUGCUAGGAAAAGGAGUGAGGAGUUGAAGGACUUUCUUUGGGAGGAACGAUAAUAAAAUGUAUCUAUACUAGUGCUACGUGUGUAUGCAUCUCGCCAUAAUCGCUG
Molecule: messenger RNA, 3705 nt
Organism: Kockovaella imperatae
Lineage: Eukaryota; Fungi; Basidiomycota; Tremellomycetes; Tremellales; Cuniculitremaceae
Product: clasp N terminal-domain-containing protein
Exons: 9
Coding region: 81-3626 (1181 amino acids)
Biological process (GO): mitotic spindle assembly
Cellular component (GO): microtubule organizing center; cytoplasmic microtubule; mitotic spindle
Molecular function (GO): microtubule binding
Source: RefSeq, a predicted model, not a curated record